Messenger RNA from Closterium sp. NIES-67, 1787 nucleotides. The record is from the annotation of a GenBank genome assembly. NCBI's taxonomy places the organism in Eukaryota, Viridiplantae, Streptophyta, Zygnematophyceae, Desmidiales, Closteriaceae.
AUGUCAGGCGCAGGAAGACACCCGAGAAAAGUAGAGCACAUGUUCUGUCAGGCGAUUUGUCUGUCCUUGAGGCCCGAGGCCUUCCGUGCGGAGUAAUAUCGGUUGCCGGUUCUUUGGCAAGAGGAUAUAUUUCAGAAGGAUCGCCGGGGGGAUCCAAUCAGGGACGAUGGCCGGUAGAUUCCUUCCCACCAUUUGCUCGCACGGACGACGGAGAUUAGGCCUACCGCGAUGUGUUCCUUUGCCGCGAGAUGCGGCCGGAACACAGUUUUUUCGGACAGAAGAGAACUUCAAGUCGUGCACCGUAGUACGUUUCUCAGACGAAAGAGGUGCGCAACUACGAGGCGAAGUAGUAACGCCCCUUGGAGUCGACCAGAUAGAUAUUAUCCGCGAAAGGCGGCGGCAGUCUCAUGAACUCAAGCAUUCGAGAUUUCGGACACGGCUCUUCUCGUCAGCAUCCGCUCCAUUAUCACCACAGCCGACAUCGUCGGUGGUCGGACCAGCACCCGACGCCGCAAAAGCAGGGCAUGGGGAGCUGAGUGAGAAUGAAUUUCACCGUCGCGCAGACGAAGCCCUGCACUGGCUGCAUGAGAAACUCGAUGCUCUAGGUGAUGAGGUGGACAUUGAAGGCUUUGAUUCUGACCUGUCACAAGGAGUCCUGACUCUUCGACUUGGUCGACACGGCAUCUUUGUGAUCAACAAGCAAGCCCCGAACAGGCAGAUAUGGCUCUCAUCCCCCCAAAGUGGUCCAGCUCGCUUUGACUGGUUACCAGGUCAUGGGUGGGUGUAUCGCCGCACAGGAACAGAGCUCAUGUCACUCUUGCAGGAGGAGCUAAGAGCAUGCCUAGGCGAUGGAGUUGUUCCUUCGCUCACACUGCCACCUCACAUAUAGCGUGCUGGGGUGAUAAGGUCUUCUGGCUUUUUAUUCCCCAGGUCCUGCUAAAAGCACAGGCUUCUAUUACCGUGAGAAGUGCUAUUGGUCGAGGGUUGCAGGAAGGCUGGGAUCUCAAGCUAAAUCUGCAGGCAGUGGGAGUCAAAUAAACCGCUAUGCAAUUCGCAGUGAAAUUUAGAGAGCUGAUGAGAGCAUGGCCAAGAGUGGAUCUGGGAGACAGAGGCCUACAUACGUUUUACUGCGUACCUUUGCCUUCAUCCAUUUUUCCAUCCCUCCCUUAGCUCUUACUGCUCCCUCCAUCCCCCCAGUCUUCUUCCCUUCCCCCACUUUCCUCCCUUUCCGCUGUACCAUCUUGUUGACCCCUGUCCUCAGCUUUCUCCUUUCCCCCCCCCUUCCUUCCUCUCCCUUAUGCUAGUACUAACCCCCCCCUCCCCCCCUUCUACCUUCCAUCGUGCCUCACUUCAUCCCUCGUUCCUUUUCCUCUCCCCCAUUUCACUGCCUUCUCCCAUCCAUCUUCCAUUGCUUCCACCGUGCGCUCCUUCCUACAUGCCUUGCUUCUCUCCCCACCUCCCUCCCUCCACCGUACCUUCCUUGAUUCCAUCCAUCCCUCUCCCUCUUCGUGCCCCUCUUGCAUCCAUCCAUCACUCGUUUGGCGGGUCUUUUGGUGGGUUAUUCGAUGGCGCUGCUGAGCAAGGCAUGUGGAGGAGUGUGCAGUACCAUGUCUAAGGGUGUAUUCUUACGAAGAAGCAUCAGCAUCAUAAUGACCUAGACUGAUACUGAUGCUACUUCAGACGCAUCCGUUUUGCAGCCUGGAGAUCAGAAAUACACAUCCCCAUUCGCAGGUCACAUUUUGCCAUCCACGUGGCAGCCAUGCUACAUUGGUUCUUGAUUUUCACGA